GAGAGCGGCAGGCAGGCAGGCAGGCAGCAAGUGCUUUUGCGUUCAGCGAUAGGUUCUCAUUUUUCCUCCCCCUACCUCUGAAUAUAAUUUUAGAUUUAGAGUGAAAUAAAGAGAAAAGCACUUUGGAAGCCUGGAAAGCUCUGCAGUAGCGACAGCAAAAGAGGGGGGUUAUGAGCUAUCACCUGCAAUUACAUUAAAACAAUUUUUUUGACUGUGCUCGUUGGGAAGGCGCUGGAGAACCGGCCCUCGAUUUUGCCUCUUUUACCCUUUUAAAAUUAGUAUUAUUUAUUUCUGAACUGGCAUUUGAGUUGGAGGGGGGAGAUUGCUUUUGCACUAGCAAAGCUCUUCAGUGCUGCUGCUGCUGCAUGUAAUUCUAGCUCGGUGCAAUCUAGGUUAAAAGUCGUGCAACUGUAGCUAGCUGGGGGGAGAAAAACAGGGAGGACGAUCCGGGUGCAUUUUUCGCUCGGCAGCGCUUUGCAAACACUCUCCGGUCCUCCGUCCCUUUCCCCUCCCUGGAGCGAAGGAGCAGAGGCGGCGGCUGGAGGGAGAGAGGACGCCAGAGACGGAGCGGCGGACGCAGCUGCUGCCCGCGCCCCCCGGGACAAUGGUGCUGGACAAGGAGGACGGUUAAAAGCUGGACAACUGGGUAAUUAGAGCUCACUGGCUGCUAAAGGACGAUCAGCUGUGCUGUGGCUCAUCUGUGAUCCCAGAGACUAGUUCUCUUCUUCCCUGAGUGAAGGCUGCUGGAGACACAGCAUCUGCACCCGGACUCCUCUUGAUCCCUGAGAUGAUGGUGCUGGACAAGGAGGACGGGGUGCCCAUGUUAUCUGUACAACCAAAAGGGAAGCAGAAAGGCUGUGCUGGCUGCAACCGAAAGAUCAAGGACCGCUACCUUCUGAAGGCCUUGGAUAAAUAUUGGCAUGAAGAUUGUCUAAAAUGUGCCUGCUGUGACUGCCGUCUUGGAGAGGUUGGAUCAACUCUUUACACAAAAGCAAAUCUCAUUCUCUGCCGCAGAGAUUACCUGAGGCUCUUUGGUACCACCGGGAAUUGCGCUGCCUGCAGUAAACUGAUCCCUGCCUUUGAGAUGGUGAUGAGGGCCAGAGAUAAUGUUUACCAUUUGGACUGCUUUGCCUGCCAACUCUGCAACCAGAGAUUUUGUGUGGGAGACAAAUUUUUCCUGAAGAACAACAUGAUCUUAUGUCAGAUGGACUAUGAGGAAGGGCAGCUGAAUGGAAGUUUUGAGUCCCAAGUUCAAUAACGAUCCCUGCUUUGCUGAAGCACUGUGGGAUGGACGUUCAGCCACACAAGCAGUGAGGGGCGUCUGUCAGCUUGCCUGCAAUAUUUUUUUAAUUCUUGGUCCAGAAAGGACUAUAUACAUUGUAGUACUUUUUUCCUGCCCCAACACAAAGCAGUUACAAAUUUAGAUGUACAGUUGUGCCUGCUUAGCUGAGCACUGCAUUGCCUGUAUGUUUGUGAGUUUUUUGGGGUCUGGGGGAGGGCUCUGUACAGUCUGAUUUCUGUAUAUAAACUGGAACAUUUAUUUUAUGAAAAAUGUAAUGCAAUUUUAUUACUGGUGUGAAUUAAAAAUUAUGAAUGUUUCCUGGUCA
This is a messenger RNA of Mauremys reevesii (Reeves's turtle), 1607 nucleotides long. RefSeq names its product LIM domain only 1 (gene LMO1). The record is from RefSeq and is a predicted model, not a curated record. Gene Ontology annotation, cellular component: nucleus. Gene Ontology annotation, biological process: positive regulation of transcription by RNA polymerase II. The transcript has 5 exons. NCBI's taxonomy places the organism in Eukaryota, Metazoa, Chordata, Testudines, Geoemydidae. Bases 788 to 1258 code for a protein of 156 amino acids. Gene Ontology annotation, molecular function: DNA-binding transcription factor binding; transcription coactivator activity.